This is a messenger RNA of Amphibalanus amphitrite, 5127 nucleotides long. RefSeq names its product retinoblastoma-like protein 1. Bases 61 to 3666 code for a protein of 1201 amino acids. The transcript has 18 exons. Gene Ontology annotation, cellular component: transcription regulator complex; chromatin; nucleus. The record is from RefSeq and is a predicted model, not a curated record. Gene Ontology annotation, molecular function: RNA polymerase II transcription regulatory region sequence-specific DNA binding. Gene Ontology annotation, biological process: regulation of transcription by RNA polymerase II; negative regulation of G1/S transition of mitotic cell cycle; cell differentiation. Lineage: Eukaryota; Metazoa; Arthropoda; Thecostraca; Balanomorpha; Balanidae.
AGGGAAGCAGCAUAGUUAUAACCUUAUUUUUAUGGUUGUUUGAUCUCAUUAGUGGCAGUCAUGCCAUUGCCCACUCCACAUCCUGUUUUAUCAACUGCAAACAUGAACGCUGUCGACGAGAAGAGUGACCAGGUCCAUGGGCAAUUCACUGAAAUGUGCUAUGAUCUCAACAUGGAUAAGAUGACAGCAAGAGAAGCCUGGAACAGCUAUUGCCAAGUGAAGCAAAACUACACUCUAGAGGGUAACAAGCUGCACUGGCUGGCAUGCUCGCUAUACGUCUCGUGCCGGAAGGGUUCCGUGCCCUCCGUCGGUGGUCACCAGGCGGCGCCCAUGCAGGGAAACUUCAUCAGCCUCACUCGGCUGCUGCGCUUCUCAAAGUUCAGUUUACUCGAGUUUUUCGACAAGUCCAAGAAGUGGGCCGAGAUGUGCAAUCUGCCGCAGCCGUUCCACCGCAACCUGGACGCCCUGGAGCGGAACUUUGCCGUCUCGACGUUUUUAUUUAACAACUACUUUGAGCCCAUGUUUAAGAGCAUCUACACGGACCCCGCCGACGACCCUCCGAGGCCGCCAAAGUCCAGAAAACAGAGACGGAGCGCGUGCACGGCCAGCGACCUGUUCCAGUUCACCUGGUCGCUGUUUGUGCUGGUCAAGUCGACCAUCCCGUCUGUGUCGUCCGACCUGGUCAGCACGUACCACUUGCUGCUGGCCUGCGUCGACUACAUGUUCGGUGUGACGGUGGCGGCCGACCGGCGGGAUCUGCUCAACCGGCAGUCCCCCGCGCUGCCGGCCAAUUUCAACUCUCGCGACUACGAGCCGCCGGCGGUGGUGCCCUCCAUUCUGGAGUACCUGUGCAACCAGUUCGACGGCCUCAUCGUGGAGGCCAAGGCGAUCCGGCAGCACGUCUGGAAGGACAAGAUCGCACAGCUCUUCUCCAGCAAUGCGCUGUGGGGCGACGCCAGCACCCUGCACGGCAUCCUCUCCCUGGAGACGUUCGAUGCCAACUGGAAGAGCGUCAACAAGCGCUACGAGGAGUACCUGCUGACCUGCGGCAACUUCGACGAGCGGACGUUCUUAGGCGAGCAGGCCUGUCAGGAGAUUGGCACGCCGAGCAAAGCCAACAACUACAGCGUCACUGCUGGAGAUCUGGCGGAGCGGAUGCACGUGCGGCGCAGCCUGAUGCUGUCGCAGGGCGCCCAGAGCCAGUCGGUGCUGAUGCCGGCCACUCCUCUGACGGGCCGGAGCUACCUGCGGCCCGUGGACGCAGCGCCGUCCCACCCGGCCGCCACGCCCAUCACCGCGUCCAUGUACAGCGUCAGCCGGCUGCAGGCGCUGCUGGACGGCCGGGGGCCGCAGCCGAGCGCCCAGCUGGCCGCCCUGCUCAGCGGAUGCACGCCGGACCCAACCGAGACGAUCGCCACUCUGGUGUCCGAGUUCCGGAGCGAGUUCGCCGCCGCCUGCGCGCGCACCAUGGCCGAGGAUGAGGCUGUCGAGCUGGUGGAGCGACGCUUCAGCAUGGCCGCCACCUUCUACUACAAGAUGCUGGAGAACGUGGUCACCUCCGAGCGACAGAAGAAGCCCGACGUCAACCUUCUGGUGCUGCUGGAACAGACGGUGUUCCACCGGUGUCUCCUCGCCUGCAGUCUGGAGAUUGUCCUCUUCAGCUACAGCACGGCCACCCUAGAGUUCCCUUGGCUCAUCGAGGCGCUCGGCAUCGAGCCGUAUGAUUUCUACAAGUUACUGGAGAUCAUCAUACGGGAGGAGCAGGGCCUCUGCCGGGACGUGGUCAAACACCUCAACAAGGUGGAGGAGCUGGUACUCGACUCGAUGGCGUGGCGGCGCUGCUCGCGACUCUGGGCGGUCAUCGACGCGGCGUCCGGCAACAUCCCCAGCAGCGAGACGGUGGCGCCCCACCUACAGGAGGCGACGGAGCGUACACCGACCGUGGGCGGCGGGCCGGCCAGCGUUCUCAUGUCGCCGAUCCCGGCCGUCAGGCGGGUAUUCGUCACCUACAGCCGACCGUCGCCGAGAAACCCGCAGCAGUCGCCGCUAUCGAGCGCCACCGACCGGUUCAUGUCCCCGGUGACACCUUCCACGGCCCGGCGGCGACUGUUCGUCGGCCCGCGCGCCGCCGGCGGACAGCACCGAGUCAUCGCGGAGGGUUCGGCCGGCCGGGGACAGGGCACCGGGAUGCCGCUCCGCACCUACUCCCUGUUCGUGGGCUCACGAGGCGGCGAGGGCCGCUACGCCGCGCCCGUCACGGACGGUGAGCGCACGGUGCGGCCGGUCGGCGCUCCGGCAGCGGGCUCUCCUGCCCCGGCCGUCGUCAAGACGCCCUCUGCGCGGACGGACGCCGCCGCACCGGCCGCGGCCGAUAGUCAGCCGGCAGUCAAAACCGACGGCGCAGGAGACGGAGUCCAAAACCGACCGCUGAAGACGGAGGCGGGCGGUGGGUCAGGGAUCUUCUCCGAGGUCGCGGGCUCAGGGAUAUUCUCUGAUGUCGCUGACGCCGGCCCGGCGACCUCUGAGACUGAGACCGCAGUCGGCGCGGCGCCGGAGCCGGCGGCGGCCCAGACGCCGCCCCAGAAGCCGCUGGUGACUGUCUCCACGGCCACCCCGACGGCCGCCCCCUCCGCCACCCCCUCGGCAGCCACCCCCGGCGGCGACGGCAGCACUCCGCCAGUCAAACCGCACAAACAAAACUCGCUCGGACUCUUCUUCAGAAAGUUCUACUACCUGGCGGCGGUGCGGAUGCGGGACCUGUGCGAGCGGCUGAAGCUGCUGGAUGACGUGCGAGAGACCAUCUGGACGGUGUUCGAGUACGUGAUCGUGCACCACGUGACGGUGAUGCAGGGCCGCCACCUGGAUCAGCUCAUCAUGUCCUCCAUCUUCAUCGUCUGCAAGGCGUUCGGCAUCAACAAGAAGUUCACGGACAUCAUGGGCAUGUACCGGUGCCAGCCGCAGGCCAAGUCACACGUCUAUCGCUCGGUGCUACUCGGGGUGGUCCAGAGGCCCGCUGACGGCGCACAUAAGGAGCAGAAAGAGAAGGAGGAUAAGGAGAAGGAGAAGGAGAAGGAGAAGGAGAAGGAUGGGCAGAAGGAAGAGAAAGAACAGCGAGAAACGCCCGCCGACAGCGCACCCAUCAAAGCACCCCCGGCCGGCGCGCCGUGCCCGCCAACGCCGUCCCGGAUGGCCGGCACGGCGACCAGCUACCAGUUCGAGGACCGGCACGAGGAGCGCGGAGACAUCAUCCAGUUCUACAACCAGGUGUUCGUCGAGAAGGUCAAGGCGUUCGUCAGCAAAUUCUCCAAGGGAGACGGUAAGCCGCCUCUCUCGCCGCUGCCGUCGCCACGGAACAGCCCCCUGCCGCGCAGUCGGCGCGUCUCCUCGGCGCACUCCAUCUACAUUAGUCCCCUGAAACAGUCGCCAAUGCGACUGGGAGAUCGUGCCGCCACCAUGCGCUCCUACAGCUUUAACCGGUCCCCGGCGCACGAGCUGCGCUCUAUAAACGCCAUGGUGAAGCCGUCGGCCGAGAAGCGCGCGCUGGCGGCCGGCGCCCGGCUCCGCUCGGCCCUCCAGCCCACGGAGGACGGGGAGCCGGAGCCCAAACGGUACAUGGCCCGGCUGCGCGGCGUACUGGACCAGCGGCAGGCCAACGCCACAGAGUGAGCCGGCCUCCGCUGGGUCAGCUGGGGGUCAUAAAGGUCAGCCCGCUGGAUAUAGGGCCUAGGGGUCAGCUCGCUGGUCAUAGGGGUCAGCCCGCCGGAUAUAGGGGUCAGCCCGCUGGAUAUAGAGGUCAGCCCGCUGGAUAUAGAGGUCAGCCCGCCGGUCAUAGACGGUCAGCUCGCCUAUUGGAGGAGUUAGCCUUUUGGUGGGAAGGGUCAACCCGCCGGUCACAGAUGGAUCAGCCCUUCGGUCGAGGUGGCUAGCCUGUCGGUUGCAGGGGUCGCCCACCGUUCAGAGAAGACAGCUGGCGGGUUCCAUGGGUCAGUGGUAGCGCUCCGUGUGUAGCUGCUGCCAUUGACAGUGGCUGGAAAUUGUCACCUAUCACUGGGUGCGACUCCGACGUCCGGAGAUACGUGUGUCUGGCGCGGUCCCCGGGCAAACCCUGUGAGUGUGUGAAUUUUAUAGACUUUUGCUAGACUCUGGCCGAUCAUCAUUGUUAUAGUGAGAAGAGCGGUCAGCGAUUGUAAGCCUCUCACUGCCCGCUCCUUUGUCGCCAUUGAGGCCAUGAAGGCCAUGAAGGCUGCGUCUGCAAGUCUGGCUGCCGGAACGGGAGCAGACGCCAGCCAACUGUGUGUUAAUAUGUGUUCAUUUGAUGACUUGCAGAGCUCUGCGAGACGGACUAGUAGUAAACCGAUACUCAGAGGCGUCGGUUGUAAUUUACUCCCCAUGUCGUUAUCAUCGGCUCUCAUUCACGACCUCACCGUUUUCGCCGUGGUAUGGUGUGUGUUUUUAGUGGUUUCCGGUGGUUUUACUCGUUGUGUGUGUCCGCUGUUGAUCAUGCUGUGGCUGACAGGCGGCGGUGGCGGCGGAUGGAUUGCGGCUCUCCUCCUCUCUAUCCUCCAGUCCCCCGGUGCGGAUAUCUCUCCCGCUCUCCUGUCUGAGGCUGACCGCCGGGGCAGUCGGGUCGACUCUGACUCCGAGCGGCACGGCGAAGCUGAGGGCCGCGCUCCGUACUUCUCCCCUCGCCCUGGGUCGCUCCUGACCGUCCGUGCUGGACGGAGACUGGGAGGUGUGUGGUUGCUGGUGCCGUCCGUUUUAUCCGUCGCUGCGGACCGCGGUUUGGGGUUUGGGCUGCCGCCGCCGCUGUCACUGCUGUGAUUUGUUGGGUUCGCGUGUCUCCAGAGGCCAAAUGGGGUUGACCGCCGCCUCACACAUCAAUCAUUAACCUCUAAUCUGAGCACAUUGACUGGCGAUCGGUUCGUACAAGGCGGUGUGUGGUCACGCUGGAGUUGAUUCUUAUCGGUGGAUGUAUUACAUUCGUCUUCCAUAAAACUUCCAUUCGCUGACAUUGAAGUAAUUUGAGUGUCAUAACCAUUACUGGAUUGUCACAUUUCCGUUGCUCACUUAAUGCAUAUGCCUAUUUGAUUUUUUUCUGGUAUAAUAUAAAUGAUUCUCCACACUGAA